AUGUCGCCCCUCACUCCAGGGACAAGAAUGGGCAAAAAGCACUGGUUUCAACCACAGAGUGUGGUGGAGAGGAUAAGGAUAUUGCAGAAGGAAGGUAAUGUUAGAAGGGGGAAGGGAAAAGCUAUAAUUUGUGCAGUGUUGGGAGCGAGUCUGGCAGCUGCAGUGGAAGAGAGGAAGCAGAAGUUUUGUCAAGCUGAUAGUGAAACAGACUCCCUGCAGAUGGUCAUACAGACCCUGCAGGAACAAUUGAAAGAAAGUAAACAAUUGCUAGAGGAGGAAAGGAACCAAAAUGAAAUAUUAAAGAAGAAAUGGAGGAACCAACUUUUGAGGGAGGUAGAGGUAGAAGUGAAGCAUUCAGAGAAGGGGAUAUGGCAAAACUACCCCCAAGGAGAUUUGCAGAAGGCAGAAGAAACCGUUGAAAGCCUCCCCCCUAAGUAUCCACUGAUUAAAACAGAGUACGUGUAUAAGGACAAUAGCGAUGACCGUCCUCAGGUUAUCACCGGAGUCCCAUUUACAGCAUCUGAAUUCGCAAAGCUGAGAAAAGAUUUUGCAUGGACUGCAAAGGAAUCAGAGACAGAGUAUGUAUGGAGAGUGUCUUUGUCAGGAGGGGAUGGAAUUUUGUUGUCAGAAAAAGAAGCAGAAGGAUAUUGGGGUCCGGGUGUGUUUCUAACUACCGGCGAUCACCGAGCCCCAUGGUCAUUGACUCAGAGAGCUGCGUAUUGGGCUGGAGGGCUGAACCCCUUGGAGAGGGGAGAUCCCCUUGCCAUAACAGGUACGGUGGAUCAGUUAGUGGAAAGUGUGCAGAAAGCAGCCUGUCUCCAGAUGAUGUAUGACUGGGAGCUCAAGCCCAACCUGGACUCUGUGAUGAUGAUGCCUGUGGACCCAGAGAGGAUGAAUCCCCUGAUAUGGGGACUACCCGACUUCCUGAAACCCAUUGGGAUUCAACUAAAAGGGAAGAUAUACAACACCCCCAGCAGAGAAAGAAUUACAGCCGCUCUGGAGGGGAUAGUGACCCCUGACCAUCAGUGGUCAGGGAGAAAAGUAUGGACAUGGGGAGAGGUAGCCCAGGAAUUGAUUAAUUUUGGGAGAAAAUAUGGCCCCGUUGGUGAAUUGUCCCAAAGAACCAAAACCAGAGUUGUACAGGCUGCAGAGCAAGCUAGUGGGCAGCAAUCAUCCGUAAGAAAGGGCCAAGGCUUGCAGUCGCUCCGAUGUCAGAAUUUUGGAAGAAAGAGGCCCCUAACUCGACAGGGACCGUGGCAGCUAGGGCUUCAGAAAGGCAUUCCCCGGGACUUGAUGGAUGGACUCCCGACAAAAACAUUAGAACAACUUGUGCGGGAAUGGUCAGGGCAAAGGACCACUUCCAGACCAGCCCCUAAUGCUGCACCUUUGCUAGACCUUGAGGAGGAGCUGACUGGGGAACAGAAGGUGGUGGGAAACUAA
Molecule: messenger RNA, 1440 nt
Organism: Haliaeetus leucocephalus (bald eagle)
Lineage: Eukaryota; Metazoa; Chordata; Aves; Accipitriformes; Accipitridae
Exons: 1
Coding region: 1-1440 (479 amino acids)
Source: RefSeq, a predicted model, not a curated record